Messenger RNA from Malania oleifera, 1112 nucleotides. Its product is annotated as eukaryotic translation initiation factor 3 subunit K. Gene Ontology annotation, molecular function: ribosome binding; translation initiation factor activity. Gene Ontology annotation, cellular component: cytoplasm; eukaryotic translation initiation factor 3 complex. Gene Ontology annotation, biological process: regulation of translational initiation. NCBI's taxonomy places the organism in Eukaryota, Viridiplantae, Streptophyta, Magnoliopsida, Santalales, Ximeniaceae. The transcript has 8 exons. The coding region runs from base 209 to 904 and encodes 231 amino acids. The record is from RefSeq and is a predicted model, not a curated record.
CAAAUUGAAAGUAAAAGAAAGGGGCAUGACGGUCAUUGUAUAUUGAACCAGCUCGAGCGACGGACCCCAUAAGUGCCAGGGCACGGUUGGCGGAGCUGUAAUAGAAAAGGGGAAGGCGUAUUUCCAUUGCAGUCUGACAUUGCCCGACGGCGAGAGAGUGCAGUUAGGGUUUGGGGAUUGGAUAUUGAAGAUCAGUCCUUGCAUAAGCAUGGUAAGAGAAAGAGAGGCUCCGAAGCAGCCGAUUUCUCUCACGGUUGAGCAACUUGUUGCUGUUAACCCCUAUAAUCCCGACAUUCUUCCCGAUCUCGAGAGCUUCGUCAACGAGCAGGUUUCAUCACAAACAUACAGUCUCGAUGCAAAUCUUUGCCUGCUUCGACUCUAUCAGUUUGAGCCGGAGAGAAUGAGUACUCAAAUCGUUGCCCGCAUUUUGGUCAAGGCCCUUAUGGCCAUGCCGGCCCCAGAUUUCAGCCUGUGUCUUUUUCUUAUCCCAGAACGAGUGCAAAUGGAGGAACAAUUCAAGACACUGAUUGUCCUUUCCCAUUAUCUAGAGACAGCGAGAUUUCGUCAAUUCUGGGAUGAAGCAGCUAAGAGUCGUCACAUACUUGAAGUUGUUCCUGGUUUUGAGCAAGCAAUCCAAGACUAUGCAAUUCAUGUCCUUUCCCUGACUUAUCAGAAGGUUCCCAGGCCCUUGCUUGCGGAGGCUAUCAAUAUUGAAGGCCUCUCACUAGACAAAUUCCUUGAGCACCAGGUUGCCAAUUGUGGUUGGAUUCUUGAGAAAAGUCAUGGUAGGGGGCAACUCAUUGCCCUGCCUCACAGUGAAUUUAACCAACCAGAGCUAAAGAAAAAAGUUGCAGAUGGCAUCCUGAUAGAGCACAUUACCCGAAUCUUCCCUAUUCUUGGCUAACCUCUGUGCCAUGAGUCUGAGAGUAUUCUACCUUGGGAUCCAUGGAUGAGAAAAUUAGUGCUUCAGUAAUCUUGUUUUCUGUGGUUGUUUCAAUUUACAUUGGUCUUGUGUUUUUGUAUUUUUUUUUUUUUUUUUUUGGGAUUAUGUUGGAAAAAAUAUAUUUGAAGUGCCUUACAUGAGAUGAUAAAACAUUCGAGCUAUUACUGAA